Molecule: messenger RNA, 3132 nt
Organism: Nannizzia gypsea CBS 118893
Lineage: Eukaryota; Fungi; Ascomycota; Eurotiomycetes; Onygenales; Arthrodermataceae
Product: importin subunit beta-5
Exons: 3
Coding region: 1-3132 (1043 amino acids)
Biological process (GO): protein import into nucleus
Cellular component (GO): nuclear envelope; cytosol
Molecular function (GO): small GTPase binding
Source: RefSeq, a predicted model, not a curated record
AUGGAUCAAGAGCUCGUCCAGCUUCUCGCCGAUACCCAGAACGCCGCGGCAGAGACUCGAAAGAACGCCGAGCUGCGCCUGCAGAGCCUCUACUCAAACGAGAGCUUCCCUCUCUCCCUCGCCUCGAUAGCAUCGCACAGCUCGGUUCCCGUCCCCCUGCGUCAGUCUGCCCUCGUCGUCCUCCGUACGUUCAUCAAUGCAGCAUGGUCCUCGCAGCUCGACGACUUCAAGGGCCAGGUCCUGGUCAGUGACGCGAACAAGGCACAUCUCAGGCGCGUGCUGCUUGACCUAGCUACGUCUCCGGAGCAGGAUGACCGCAAGGUCAAGACAUCAGCCAGCUUGGUCGUCAGCCGCAUCGCCAGUGCUGAUUUCCCAGAGGACUGGCCUGAGAUCCUGCCCACCCUGCUGCAGAUCAUUCCCAACUGCACAGAUGUACAGCUUCACGGUUCCCUGAAGGUUCUGUCUGACCUCGUGGAGACUGGAUUUAGUGAAGAGCAGUUCUUCAAGGUGGCCAGAGAGCUCGUGUCGACCGUGUUCAACGUUGCGACUAACACCUCGCGCAAGCCGGUGUUGCGGGCACUCGCAGUGUCCACUUUCAGAGCCUGUCUUGAUACUUUGGAGAUGGUCAUUGAGCAGCAUAAGCUAGAGGUUAAACAGUUCAUGGACGAGGCCUUGAACGGAUGGCUCCCGUUCUUCAUUGCUACCAUCAAGGAACCGCUCCCUCCUAUGCCCUCGGAGGAGGAGGAAGCCACAGACGCUCCUGGUCCACAGCAAUGGCGUGGUAUCAUCGCCCUGAAAUCACAGGUUGUCAAGACCAUCAUGAAAGUUCGAACCGUGUUGCCUUCGCUCCUGACAACCCAGAGUACCACGCUCUUCCAUACUAUUUGGACCGAGUUGACUACCAUUCAAGGCGCAUACCAACAACUCUACAUCGAUGAUGAGCGGCAGGGUCGUCUCGAAGACGCAGAUAACCUCCCAUACACUCUUGACUUUUUGGUACUUGAAGAGUUGGACCUUAUGCAGGCUUUGCUUCGUGCACCGCCCGUGAGAAUUGAGUUGGAGAACCAAUUGAAACUUGCUGGAGCUACCGCCUCUUCAAGCUGGCUACCUGAGAUGAUGAAGUUGGUUAUAUCCUAUGCCCAGAUCACCACUGAAGAGGAAGGCUUGUGGGAUAUCGAUGUCAACCUUUACCUUUCUGAGGAGACAUCAGUCACUGCAAACUACACUCCCAGAACUUGCGGUGGUGACCUUGUCAUCAGACUAGGAGAGUGGCUCAAGAGUACCGUUGUUGAAACUCUACUUUCAUACACCAACGUCCUCUUCUCAGACCCCAGCACUGGAUGGAAAUACCGUGAAGCGGCUUUGUUUAUCCUUAACCAAUUACUCCGGGACUUGAGUGACGUGGAUCAAACAAUACCUCCCGCCCUCGCAACCAGCUUUAACGAAUUUGUGAAGUUCUGUAUCCAGCAGGACGAAGUUUUCCUCAGAUCUCGAGGCUACCUGGUUGCAGGUGUUAUUGCUCAAACAGCCGGAGAGGGAUUCCAUGAGUCUGCUGUCCCCUACCUUGAAGCUGCCAUCCAGGCUAUCCGGAAUGAUUCUUCAGAUGUUGUCAAAGUCUCUUGCAUUCGUGUCCUGCAGGACUUCUUGCCUUCCCUACCCCAAGCUACGGCAGCACCUUUCCAAGUGCCAGUGCUGUCCAUACUUGCGGAGUACAUCUCUAGCCAUGAUCUACGUGAUAUCUCUGAAGGAGACGAUCUCAAAUUCACCCUCGCGGACACCCUACGUGACACCAUCAUGGUCGACGCUAACACCGUUCUAACCUCUACUGCACUUGAUGUUCUUUUCAACAUUGCUAGUGCUGGUGCAGGAAACUUCCAACUGGCCAUGAUUGUGACAGAAACCUUUGAGCAGAUCGUUGAUCACAUUGCCGGGCAGGGAGCAGAGGCAUACAUUAGCCUCUGCGAGAAAGUACUUCCUCCCUUGACUGGUGCUCUGGAUGUCGGGGGCCUGACUAAGGAGAGCUCGUUAACAAACCUGGCAACUGAUCUAUUGCGAGCUCUUGCUGAGAAUGGCCUAAAGCCACUCCCACAGGGGCUGAUUGCAACCGUAUUACCGAAAUUGAACAGACUACUUCUUGAAUCUGGCGACAGUGAGCUGCUUCCAUCUGCAACCCUGGCUGUCAAGCAUAUGCUUGAGCGCGACCCAGACCAGUUCUUCGCCUGGCAAGAUCCCCAGACGGGCAAAGGUGCUGUUGAGACGGUUCUGAUUAUCAUCGACCGUCUCCUGGGUACGGCUGUGGAUGAUAACGCCGCGUCUGAGGUCGGCGAGCUUGCAGCCGAGUUGGUUGAGAAGGCGGGCGCUGAGAAAUUGGGUCCAUAUCUACCUCAGCUUCUACGUGCGGUUGCCCAGAGACUUGCCACCGCUGAAAAGGCACAGUUGAUUCAGAGUCUCAUCCUUGUCUUCGCUCGCCUAUCUCUCGUCAACACUAGCGAGGUAAUUGACUUCCUCGCUCAACUCGAAAUCAACGGCCAAUCCGGUCUUCAAGUUGUCUUGUCCAAAUGGCUCGAAAACUCCGUCACUUUCGCUGGGUACGAUGAAAUUAGACAGAAUGUCAUCGCACUGUCGAAACUCUACCAGCUUGAUGAUCCCCGCAUUGCCGAAAUCCAAGUCAAGGGCGAGCUCAUCAUCCAAGAUACCGGUAGAAUCAAAACCCGUUCUCAAUCUCGCAAGAACCCAGAUCGAUACACUGUCAUCCCGGCACCUCUGAAAAUCAUUAAAGUUCUUGUUGAGGAGUUGUCUUCUGCCUCAGGCGCACGAGAUAUUCGAGGAGCUGCCGGUUUGUCAGGAGGCCAGCUGGAAGAACUCGAGAGUGACGACGAGAACGAUGACUGGGAAGAUCUCCCAUCCAAUAACGACUUCCUAGACUUGGGUCUCGGUAUCACGAAGCAAGAGUUGAUGGGCUUUGGUGCCGAAGACGACGACGGAGCCCUGGCCAUGAGACAGAGAGAUGAUGAGACGCAGGCGUUUUUAACCCAAUUCUUCACUGAGACUGCUUCCACUCCUAAAUUCCAGCAGAUAUUCUCUGCUCUUACUCCACCUGAACAAGCUAGCCUGCAGAGCCUGUCUUCUUGA